Messenger RNA from Pygocentrus nattereri (red-bellied piranha), 987 nucleotides. Its product is annotated as trace amine-associated receptor 13c-like. The transcript has a single exon. Gene Ontology annotation, cellular component: membrane. Bases 1 to 987 code for a protein of 328 amino acids. Gene Ontology annotation, biological process: G protein-coupled receptor signaling pathway. Gene Ontology annotation, molecular function: trace-amine receptor activity. The record is from RefSeq and is a predicted model, not a curated record. NCBI's taxonomy places the organism in Eukaryota, Metazoa, Chordata, Actinopteri, Characiformes, Serrasalmidae.
AUGAAUCAUACAGAGGUUAACCAAACGGAGCACUGCCUGCAGUUCUAUUGCCCUGAGAGGUCUGUAUCUACUGUGUAUGUGUUGCUGUAUAUGUGUGCAGCCGCUGUAGCUCUACUGACAGUGUGUGGAAAUCUGCUCAUCAUCAUCUCCGUCUGCCACUUCAAGCAGCUCCACACACCGACUAACAUGCUCGUCCUCUCUCUGGCUGUGUCGGACUGUCUGGUCGGAGCUCUCGUGCUCCCUAUCGCGUUAAUAUGGAUGAUUGAGUCCUGCUGGGUUUUUAAUCAGGGUUUCUGUGUAAGUUUUAUGUUGACCUCCUAUUUUCUUACAAGCACGUCUAUAUAUAAUGUUGCUCUGAUCGCAGUUGAUCGGUAUUUUGCUCUGUCUAACCCGUUUCUCUACACUAAAGUGGUCUCUGUGAGCACCGUCUGCAUUGUGGUUUUAUGUGACUGGUUUGUGUUGUUCUCCUACGAUUUAGCCGUUCACUAUUUCAACAGAAACCUUCAAAGUUUAGUGACGUGUCCCGGUGGCUGCUUUCUGGUCUUGGAUGAGGUCUGGUCUCUGGUUGACCUCCUGUUUAUUUUCGUUUUCCCAUGCGCUGUUAUAAUCAUACUGUAUGUCCUAGUUUUUGUUAUUGCAAAGAGACACGCCACCGCCAUCCGAGAGCUUAAAGCUCAAACUCGGACUCAGACAUCAAAGAAGAUGACAGACUCUAUGAAGUCAGAGAGGAAAGCUGCGAAAGUGCUCGGGAUAGUUGUGUCUGUGUUUCUGGCUUGUGUGUUUCCAUAUUUUAUUUACAGUUUAUUAGGCAAGGUAAUUGAAGUUGAAGUAGAAGCAUUUCAGAAAGUGCUGCUCCUUGUUUAUUUAAACUCCACCAUAAAUCCAGUGAUCUAUGCUUUGUUUUAUCCGUGGUUUAGGAGGUGUGUUAGACUCACUUUAACUCUUCAGAUUUUUCAAAAAGAUUCUGCGUUAAUGAAUAUUAUAUGA